AUGGUCUUCUUCCAAGCUCAGCCGGCACCUGAACUGCCCACCAAAGACAUCCUCUCUUGGAUCUUUGACGCCCCGGACUACGAUGUGGACAAACCGAUCCUCGUGGAUGCCUCUCAACCAGAGCGCUUCAUCUCACAUAUUCACGCCCGUACAACGAUCCGGAAAAUCAUAGCAGGUCUUCGUCACAUGGGCGUGCGGCGAGGAGACUGUGUCAUCGUGCACUCGUUCAACGAUAUCUACUACACUCUUCUUGUGCUGGCCAUUAUCGGGUCUGGAGCCAUCUUCGCGGGGACGAACCCAGGAUACACGCCGCUCGAGCUUCAACACCACGUCAAGAUCACCCAGGCCAAGUUCCUCAUCUGCGAACCCGAGCUGCUGGCGUCGUUGCUGCAAGCGGCCAAAGGGACGGGCAUCCCCGACUACAAUAUCCGCAUCUUCAACACUCAACCCAGCCAGACCUGUCCGGACGGAUUUGUCAGCUGGCACGACCUGUUACGGCACGGUGAAUCGGACUGGGUGCGCUUCGAGGGCCACGAUGUGUGCGCAAACACCACGGCGGCCCGUCUGACGAGCUCCGGCACGGCGGCCCGUCUGACGAGCUCCGGCACGACGGGUCUUCCCAAAGCGACGAUGACCUCGCACCUCAACCUGAUAGCUCAGCAUGAACUGGUCUACGGCAUCUCCAGUCCCAAACGACCCUACGAGAUUGUCAAUCUCUUUGCGGCGCCCAUGUUCCACGCUGCCGUCGGCCCGCGCGUGCACACCACGGCCUUCAAAAACGGGGAGAGGUCGUACGUCAUGCGGCGCUUCGAACUGGAACCCUUCCUGGCAAACAUAGAGCGGUUCCAAGUGACGGAACUGUACAUUGUUUCCGCCAUGGCCGUGGCAAUCUGCAUGUCGCCCCUGAUCCAGAAGUACUCGCUCAGGUCGGUCAGGCAGGGGCUCGCCGGCGCGGCGCCGCUGAGCAAGGAGACCCAGGCGGGGAUCCGCAAGUACCUGAGGCCCGGGGCGCCGUUCACGCAGGUCAUGGGCAUGACCGAGAGCACGUGCAUCCUCACGUGGUUCGACUACCCGGAGGACGACGAGACGGGGUCCGUCGGCCGCGUGAGGCCGGGCAUCGACGUCAAGUUGGUGGACGACCGCGGCCGCGACAUCUCCGGCCACGACGUCCAGGGCGAGCUGUGCAUCAGGGGGCCGACGGUGAUCGGCGGCUACUUCGACAACCCGGAGGCCAACGCCGAGACGUUCGACCGCGACGGCUUCUUCCACACCGGCGACGUCAUGUACUGCGACGGCCGCACGAAGCUGUGGUACGUAGUCGACCGCAAGAAGGAGAUGAUCAAAGUGCGCGGGUUCCAGGUGGCCCCGCCCGAGAUCGAGGCCGUGUUGCUGAACCACCCGGACAUCGUCGACGCCGCCGUCAUCGGCGUCCCCGCAGCGAGCGAGCUCGACGGCGAAGCCCCACGUGCCUACGUCGUGCGCAGACCGGGGGCGAAGGGUUCGAAUCUGACCCCGGCCGACGUCGUCGAGUACGCGGGCCAGGCGCUGUCCAAGUACAAGCGCCUCGAGGGUGGGGUCAAGUUUGUGGAUGCGAUACCCAAGAACGCCUCGGGCAAGAUCCUCAAGAGGAUCCUGAGAGAUGAGGCGAAGAAAGAGAGGGCGGGCGCUGCUGCUAAGAUGUGA
Exophiala spinifera is the source of this 1683-nucleotide messenger RNA. RefSeq lists its product as uncharacterized. NCBI's taxonomy places the organism in Eukaryota, Fungi, Ascomycota, Eurotiomycetes, Chaetothyriales, Herpotrichiellaceae. The coding region runs from base 1 to 1683 and encodes 560 amino acids. Gene Ontology annotation, biological process: secondary metabolic process. The transcript has 2 exons. Gene Ontology annotation, molecular function: CoA-ligase activity. The record is from RefSeq and is a predicted model, not a curated record.